Corylus avellana is the source of this 1398-nucleotide messenger RNA. Its product is annotated as myb-like HTH transcriptional regulator family protein. The record is from RefSeq and is a predicted model, not a curated record. Gene Ontology annotation, biological process: regulation of DNA-templated transcription; abaxial cell fate specification. NCBI's taxonomy places the organism in Eukaryota, Viridiplantae, Streptophyta, Magnoliopsida, Fagales, Betulaceae. Gene Ontology annotation, molecular function: transcription cis-regulatory region binding.
UAAGUUUGUAUUGAGAAGAAAGAUAUGUAAAUUAUUUCUUGCUAAGAUCUAUCAAGUCCCAGCAUGGGGGAGGAGAAAAGAAGAGAGAAGGUAGAUGACAAAGUUCAUCUCUUAGCAAGCUACCAAAGGGCCCUAAUCCCUAAUUAUUCCUUCAUGUGUUAGCUUUGUCUCAUCUGCCACAAAUCCUCUACUUGGAGAAAUCAAGCAAAAGGAAGAAGAAGAAACUAGAAAGAAUGAUGGAGGAAUGCUCAAAGAUAAGCCUCUCAAGCCAAAAUGAUGAUCAGGAGGGGAGCGAGAGCGGGGAGAAUGAUGAUGAAAGCAAGGCUAAAAAUGGAGGGAGCUCAAGCAACAGCACGGUGGAAGAGAGCGAGAAGAAGUCAUCGGUGCGUCCUUAUGUUAGAUCCAAGAUGCCUAGGCUCCGGUGGACUCCUGAUCUUCAUCUUCGUUUUGUUCAUUCUGUUGAAAAACUUGGUGGACAUGAUAGAGCCACACCAAAGAUGGUUCUUCAGCUGAUGAACAUCAAAGGACUAAGUAUUGCACAUGUCAAGAGCCAUUUACAGAUGUACAGAAGCAAGAAGGUUGAUGAUCCAGGCCAAGUAUUAGCCGAUCAUAGGCAUCUUGUGGAAAGUGGAGAUCGCAAUAUUUAUAACCUCAGCCAACUUCCCAUGCUUCAAGGGUAUAACCCCACCCACAAUUCCAAUUUCCGAUAUAGAUUUGGAGAUGCUUCUUGGACUAGUGCUUAUGAAAACUUGUUGGGUUGUCCUGCCGGCCGUAGCUCAACCUCCGGUGGUGGAUUUUAUGGCACGGUGGGUGAGAAGUUCUUUGGUAGCAACUUUAGCAAUAGGGUUAAUUGCAAUUUCCGUACCACUUUCGGUGAUCAACAAUCAUCAGCUUGGAGAAACACCCAUGAAGUGAAACAUGAAUCUUUGCAAACUCAACCCAGAUUGAGUACUCCUACGACUGAUCAUCAUCUGCAACCUCAAGUACAAGAUUUCAACAAAACAAGUAAUAUUCUACCAGAGUGGAAGACGUUCAAAAGGAAGGCCUUGGAUUGCGAGCAGCUGGAUUUGGAUCUCUCUCUUAGGCUAACUUCAAGGAAUCAUGAAGUUGAUAGUAAUCUCUCCCUGUCAUUGUACUCACAAUCAUCCUCGAGUCUUACCAGUUUGAAGGAAGGCCCCGACGAUGCUAAGAAGCAAGAAAAAAGGACAAGUACUCUGGAUCUGACUAUAUGAAUGAGACAAUUCUAAGUGAGAUCUUGAGGUACUUGUCCCAAAUAAUGCUGCAUUUUAUGAUUGUCUUGUAAGUUGUACCACCAUACAAAUUAGUAGCCGCCACUUUUUAAAUUUUUUUGUUAAUUACUUGUUUCUUAGCUCAAUGAUCAAUCUGCCCUGAACAGUA